Molecule: messenger RNA, 1116 nt
Organism: Tarenaya hassleriana
Lineage: Eukaryota; Viridiplantae; Streptophyta; Magnoliopsida; Brassicales; Cleomaceae
Product: soluble inorganic pyrophosphatase 2
Exons: 10
Coding region: 119-895 (258 amino acids)
Biological process (GO): phosphate-containing compound metabolic process
Cellular component (GO): cytoplasm
Molecular function (GO): magnesium ion binding; inorganic diphosphate phosphatase activity
Source: RefSeq, a predicted model, not a curated record
CUAAGCUUUUGCGCGUAUAAAAGCAGAGCAGCACCAUUUACGCUGCGGAAAAUUUGUCGGUUUCCGCGAUUAGAGGUUUCGGAGUUUUCGCGUAAUUGCUUCGGUCUAGGAAGACAACAUGAUCGAAUUUGAUACAGGGUGUCGAUUUUAUGAGCUAAGAGCAAUUUCGUCUCUUAUUCUGCCGAAACACUGGAGGGUUUUACGGUUUUCAUACCAAUUACCUGUUCCGUGCACUGCUGAUAUGGCUGACAACAUUGAACGAAGCACUCGGACCCCCAUUUUCCCUCUCAGAAACUCCAAAGUUGUCCUAAAUGAGAGAAUUCUUUCAUCCAUGUCGCACAGAUCAGUUGCUGCUCAUCCUUGGCAUGACUUAGAGAUUGGACCAGAGGCACCAGCUGUUUUCAACUGCGUUGUUGAGAUUAGCAAAGGUGGGAAGGUAAAGUAUGAGCUGGACAAGAACUCUGGCCUUAUUAAGGUUGACCGUGUUCUGUACUCGUCAAUUGUGUACCCUCACAAUUAUGGUUUCAUUCCUCGAACCAUUUGUGAAGAUAGUGACCCAAUGGAUGUCCUGAUACUGAUGCAGGAGCCUGUGUUGUCCGGUUCUUUCCUCCGUGCCCGUGCCAUAGGUUUAAUGCCCAUGAUUGAUCAGGGUGAGAAGGAUGACAAGAUCAUUGCUGUGUGUGCUGAUGAUCCCGAGUUCCGUCACUACAAGGACAUCAAAGAGCUUCCUCCUCAUCGUCUAGCUGAAAUCCGACGUUUCUUUGAGGACUAUAAGAAGAACGAGAACAAGAAAGUGGAUGUGGAAGGCUUCCUGCCAUCUGAAGCCGCCAUAGAGGCCAUCAAGCACUCCAUGGAUCUGUACGCUGCAUACAUCGUCGAGGGCCUGAGACGUUGAUGCACUCCUUGCAAGAAGUCUUACCACAACUCAUCAGGGCUUUUGCUUUGUUACACUUUUUGUGGUACAUAUCCUUCAAAACCAUCUUUGAAGAGCCUCUGUAUAAGAAGCAUCAUCAGUAACAUUUGUCUUCUGGUUAGUUUUCCUUUAGAAUCUCAUCAGGAACUUCAUUGAAUUGAAGCCUUUAAAGACAUGAAUACCAAACCUUUACUAUUCUUCUU